Torulaspora globosa is the source of this 888-nucleotide messenger RNA. RefSeq names its product S-adenosylmethionine-dependent methyltransferase (gene MTQ1). Gene Ontology annotation, cellular component: mitochondrion. The transcript has a single exon. Gene Ontology annotation, biological process: protein methylation. Gene Ontology annotation, molecular function: nucleic acid binding; protein methyltransferase activity. Bases 1 to 888 code for a protein of 295 amino acids. The record is from RefSeq and is a predicted model, not a curated record. NCBI's taxonomy places the organism in Eukaryota, Fungi, Ascomycota, Saccharomycetes, Saccharomycetales, Saccharomycetaceae.
AUGCCGAGAGUGUCACCGGCGAUGGUGAGGAAAGUUGCGUCGCACGAUCCCUUGCUUGGCAUGUUGCUGCCAGUAUGCCGGACCGCCGAGGCGGCCCGGCAAGAGUUGCGCUGGAUCCGCACCGAGCUGAACCAUGCUGGGCCGAGCGUGCGGCGAGCGUGCGCGCUGCGAGCGCGCUCGGUGCCGCUGCAGUACGUGCUCGGAUCGCAACCGUUUGGCGAGUUGCAGAUACUGUGCGAGCGCAACGUGCUGAUCCCACGGUGGGAGACGGAGGAAUGGGCUUCGGAACUAGCCGCCCGGUGGCGGCGCGCUACGUCGUCGCGCGUGACUGCGCCGACCGUCGUCGAUCUGUGCACGGGCACGGGAUGCGUCGCCCUGCUCCUCAAGCGCGCGUUGCCGCGCGCGGAGAUCACUGCCGUGGAUUGCUCCCGAUUCGCGGUGGCAUUGGUGACGAAGAACUUGCAUCACAAUGACGUGGGACACGUCACUGUGCUGCAGCGGGACAUUCUCCGUGACGAACGUCCCGCGAUCAGCGCAGAUCUCGUGGUGUGCAACCCGCCGUACAUUCCGCGCGACGCGUUUGUCAGGGACGCCACGACAUCUGUCAAAGUGUACGAGCCGCGGCUGGCGCUCGUCGCAGACAAGGAGUUUUACACAAACCUGUGCGAUGUGUGGCUUCCCCACACGCGUUCGUUCGUGUACGAGAUCGGCGACGAGGGCCAGGCGCGCUUUGUUGCGGACCGGAUCUCAGCCCGGGCCGACGGUCGCCGGUGGGCGAUCGGGCUCAGAAGGGACUCCAACGGGAAGCCCAGGGUGGUUUACGGGUUCCGGACGGACGACGCCCGUCUGCACAGAGUGUACGACGGGUUCGGUUACUUAGUUACGUAG